Molecule: messenger RNA, 1017 nt
Organism: Capsella rubella
Lineage: Eukaryota; Viridiplantae; Streptophyta; Magnoliopsida; Brassicales; Brassicaceae
Product: UPF0235 protein At5g63440
Exons: 7
Coding region: 76-774 (232 amino acids)
Source: RefSeq, a predicted model, not a curated record
GAAAUUAUUUUUGCAAAGUGAGAGCUGAGUUUCCGACAAAAUUCUUGGAUUGACGAACGUUGAAGAAGAAGAGAGAUGCCGAAGAGAACGACACAUACGUAUUCGAGCGAGGACGCGGCGCCGGACGGACCCGACUCUGAUCUCUUCGUUUAUUACUGCAAACACUGUGGUUCUCAUGUCCUCAUCACCGAUACCCAGUUGCAGAAGAUGCCAAAGAGGAAGACCGACAGAUCCAAUGUACUUGACAAGAAGAAGCACCUUGCUAGGUUAAAUGUCAGCGAGGGAGGAAAAGUUCUAUUGAAACGCGGUGAAGGGAAAAUGGAGAGACAGUUUAGAAUGAACUGUAUUGGUUGUGAGCUUUUUGUUUGCUAUCGUGCUGAAGAGAAUCUGGAGACAGCGUCUUUCAUUUACAUUGUUGAUGGAGCACUUAGUGCUGUUGCUGCAGAAACUAACCCACAGGAUGCACCUGUACCUCCCUGCAUUUCACAACUGGACGGUGGACUUGUUCAGGUUGCAAUAGAAGUGGAAGACCGUGCACAACGUUCAGCAAUCACAAGGGUAAAUGCUGAUGAUGUUCGUGUGACUGUUGCUGCACCAGCAGCUCGUGGGGAAGCUAACAACGAGCUCCUGGAAUUUAUGGGAAGGGUUCUUGGUUUACGGUUGAGCCAGAUGACUCUCCAAAGAGGUUGGAAUAGCAAAUCAAAACUCCUCGUGGUCGAGGAUUUAUCUGCUAGACAAGUGUAUGAGAAGCUUCUUGAAGCCGUUGUACCAUAAAAUCUGCGGUUUGUGGUCGGUGAAGCACAUUAACUGAAAGCUCUGCAGCUCUUUUGUUAACGCCUUUUAUUGGUUUGUUGCAAAAAAAAAAAGAAAAAAGAAGAAGUCGAGUUUUGUAUUUUUACUUGAGAAGCUAAGAGAAAUAUUGCUUUCUUCGUUGUUUUCAUGCUUAUGCGCGAUCACUACUGUUUCAGUCUUUCCCACACUAAUCCCUUAUUAUUUUAUAAAUCGUCUUUCGUUACC